Messenger RNA from Pipistrellus nathusii (Nathusius's pipistrelle), 1167 nucleotides. The record is from the annotation of a GenBank genome assembly. Lineage: Eukaryota; Metazoa; Chordata; Mammalia; Chiroptera; Vespertilionidae.
AUGGCGGGCUGCUGCUCCUGGCUGAGGGGCUUCCUGUUCGAGUACGACACGCCGCGCAUCGUGCUCAUCCGCAGCCGUAAAGUGGGGCUCAUGAACCGGGCAGUGCAGCUGUUCAUCCUGGCCUACGUCAUCGGGUGGGUGUUAGUGUGGGAAAAGGGCUACCAGGAAGUGGACUCUGUGGUCAGCUCGGUUACUGCCAAAGCCAAGGGCGUGACUGUAACUAACAGUUCUCAGCUCGGAUUCCGGAUCUGGGAUGUGGCCGAUUAUGUGAUUCCAGCUCAGGGGGAGAACUCCAUCUUCAUCAUGACCAACAUCAUUGUCACCAUGAACCAGACCCAAGGCUUCUGCCCUGAGCUUCCAGGGAGGACCAGUGUGUGUAAGUCAGACUCCGACUGUCCUGCUGGCACUACCGACACCCACAGCAGUGGAGUUGCGACAGGAAGGUGCGUGCCCUACAACAGGACUCUGAAGACGUGCGAGGUGGCAGCCUGGUGCCCGGUGGAGGAUGACUCCCACGUGCCAAGCCCUGCCUUUUUAAAGGCUGCAGAAAACUUCACCCUUUUGGUUAAGAACAACAUCUGGUAUCCCAAGUUUAACUUCACCAAGAGAAACAUCCUUCCCAACAUCACCACCACCUACCUCAAGUCAUGCAUUUACGAUGCCGCCACAGACCCGUUCUGCCCCAUCUUCCGUCUUGGCAGACUAGUGGAGUACGCCGGGAACAGCUUCCAGGACAUGGCCGUCGAGGGCGGCAUCAUGGGGAUCCAGAUCAGAUGGGACUGCAACCUGGACAGAGCCGCCUCCUUCUGCCUGCCCAGGUACUCCUUCCGCCGCCUGGACACUCGGGACAAGAACCACAACGUGUCCCCCGGCUACAAUUUCAGGUUUGCCAAGUACUACACUGACCUCACGGGCACGGAGCACCGCACACAGAUCAAGGCCUACGGCAUCCGCUUCGACAUCAUCGUGUUCGGAAAGGCUGGGAAAUUUGACAUCAUCCCAACCAUGAUCAGCAUUGGCUCCGGCUUGGCGCUCUUCGGGGUGGCAACAGUGCUGUGUGACAUCAUAGUCCUCUACUGCAUGAAGAAAAGAUAUUACUUCCGGGAGAAGAAGUACAAAUACGUGGAAGAUUACGAGCAGGGUAUCCACAAUGAGAUGGACCAGUAA